Oryzias latipes (Japanese medaka) is the source of this 2957-nucleotide messenger RNA. It is a transcript of the gene slc43a2b, whose product is annotated as solute carrier family 43 member 2b. Gene Ontology annotation, biological process: transmembrane transport; neutral amino acid transport. Gene Ontology annotation, molecular function: neutral L-amino acid transmembrane transporter activity; L-amino acid transmembrane transporter activity. Lineage: Eukaryota; Metazoa; Chordata; Actinopteri; Beloniformes; Adrianichthyidae. The record is from RefSeq and is a predicted model, not a curated record.
AUCAAGAGCCAACAGCAGACUAGAGAGGUGGGAGCUGGACAGUCCUGCUUGCAGCCCUGAAAGAUAAAUGAUCCUUCGCCCUUCGUUCUGAGCGGCAGUCAGAGAAGGCUCUCGCCACUCUCCCAGCUUCCCCCGGCUCCUUCACCUCUGCUCUCCGCUCCUUUUUUUUGUUUGCUUGUCUUCAGUUUCCCCUCUUCAACCAUGGCUCCAACCCUGGCCACCGCCUUCGCCAGACGCUGGUGGAUGGCGGUCACUGCCAUCAUCGAGAACCUGCUCUUCUCUGCUGUGCUGCUGGGGUGGGGGUCGCUCCUCAUCAUGCUCAAGUCUGAGGGGUUUUACUCAUACCUGUGCCACGAAGAAGGUAAUAGCUCCAGCCACAAUCUUUCCCAACCUCUGGCAAAGCAGACGCCUGACGAAUACGAGUACUAUGACAGUGAGGAAGGUGUGGUGGGUUUGGGAGACGGGGUGGAGAUGAAGCCCCUGGUGCUUGCAGAAGGCAACCUGAGGAUGAACGGCUGGCUGAUCUGCAAAGAGCAGGACGAAAUGCUGAACCUGGCUUUCACAGUGGGCUCCUUCCUGCUCUCGGCCAUCACGCUGCCUCUGGGGAUCGUCAUGGACAAAUACGGGCCUCGCAAGCUGCGUCUGCUGGGCAGCACAUGCUUCGGCUUUUCCUGCCUGCUCAUGGCCUACGGAGCCUACAGGCCUGCUGAUCUCUCGGUUCUUAUCUUCAUCGCGCUGACUUUCAACGGCUUUGGGGGCAUGUGCAUGACCUUCACCUCCCUCACACUCCCUAACAUGUUUGGAGACCUUCGAUCAACCUUUAUUGCGCUGAUGAUCGGGUCUUACGCCUCCUCGGCUGUAACCUUCCCCGGAGUCAAGGUGAUCUAUGACUUUGGAGUCCCGUUCAUUACCAUCCUGGUGGUGUGGGCCGCCUGUGCAGGACUGGUCUUCUUCAACUGCUUCUUCAACUGGCCCCUGGAACCAUUCCCAGGACCAGAGGACAUGGAUUACACUGUAAAGAUCAAGUUCAGCUGGCUCGGCUUUGACCACAAAAUCACAGGGAAGAAGUUCUACCAGCAGGUCACCACGGUGGGUCGUCGCCUGAGUGUCAGCAGCAACGUGAAGCAGAAGGAGCUGGUGGGCAAAGAUGGUCGCACUCUCUGCCUCUCCACCAUGGACCUGGAAAUGGAUUGCAAGCCACAGGAAGAAACUCAGUCAUUCGCGAGGAGCAUCAUGAGCCCAAUUUUCCUGCUCAGCGCGCUGACCAUGUGCAUCACUCAGCUCCGCCUCCUGUUCUACAUGGGGGCCAUGAACAACGUUCUGGAGUCCCUCACUGAUGGAGACCUCAACACUGUGGAAAGGAUGGAAGUGGUGAGUCUCUACUCCUCCAUCUUCGGCGUGCUUCAGCUGCUUUGCCUGAUGACCACCCCAGUGAUCGGCCAGAUCAUGGACUGGAAGCUGAAGAGCUGCGAUGAUGGAGAGGAGGACAAGGAGCCACUGAGCAAGGACGAAGCAAAACCCAAACGGCGAGACAGAAAGACACAGAAGGUGACCAACGCCCUCCGAGCUUUCGUCCUCACGAACAUCCUGUUGGUGGGAUUUGGGAUCACCUGUCUGGUGCCGAAUCUUCCUCUACAGAUCGUGUCCUUCAUCCUGCACACCGUGGUGAGAGGAUUCAUUCACUCGGCUGUCGGCGGCCUCUACGCUGCUGUGUAUCCCUCCUCGCAGUUUGGCAGUCUGACAGGAAUGCAGUCUCUGGUCAGCGCUGUGUUUGCUUUGCUGCAGCAGCCCCUCUUCUUAGCCAUGAUGGGACCUCUGCAGGGAGACCCCUUCUGGGUCAACAUCGGACUCCUCGUCCUCAGCAUGCUCGGCUUCCUGCUGCCGCUCUACCUGAUCUGCUACAGACGGACUCUCGCCAAAGAGCAGCGGCAGAAAGCAGACGAGGCGAAAAUUUUCAUCAAAAUCAACGGCUCAGACAUUCCGGAGGCGUUCGUCUAAAGACGAGCAGACAGAAACAGGACGAUGCUGCAGAAAAAAGUUAAAACAAACACGGACAGGCUGGAGAUGAAAUUGGAAUUGUUUCAACGUGUAAUUGGGAAUUCGUCACGCUAACAGGCUCCUGUGUCAGUCACAUUUAAACAAAGAGAGGAGUCGCCGAGCUCUUUCCUGGAAAACGAAAGGAAAUACGAAGGGAAAUGAAAGAAAAAGAGACUGUAAAGCAAGAGAAGGGGUACACCCCCCUGUUCACCGCCUUUGACCUUUCUUUAAGCCAGAAAAUAAGUCGAAUUCUCCACAAGCCGCCUGCUAACCGCUACAGCGUCCCGCCAAUUUUCUGGAUUUUUUCAGUGAACAGCGUCACCUAAAUGAAGAGGAGCUCCCUGCAGAUGAUUAAGGGACUUUUUCACUUUUUUAUUUAAUCGCCGGGCUAACAUCUAACACUGUAGACUCUAUUAGUGAGCGGAUGUUGGUAUUUUCCGUUGGAACGUGAAGUUUUCUGCCAAAUUGAAGUGUUUAUGUUGCUUUCUUGCUUUAGCUGUGGCUAUUGGAGCACCUCCCAGUAGAGAGUUCGAGGUCAUUUCAUGUUUCUCGGUGAAAUUAGCUUUCCCUUCAUGUAAAACAGACGCUUUUUGAUAACUUUUGAUUAAAUGCAUCCAGCAGCUUGCUGUCAUUUAGAGGCUGUGGCUGCUUUCUGUCUACUGUUGAGAGAAAUGCAGCACUUUCACCCCCUUAGCAAGCUCGUUUCAGCACUUCCCUGCACAAAGAUCUGCCUUUACCUUUAUUUGUGUAUUUAUUUUCUUUCUUCCUUCUUGGGUUUAUUUAAAUGUGCUCCGCAGACAUUUCUUUUUGUUGGAACUGGGCUCCCUGCUCCCCUGGAUACAGCUCAAUUAUUUUGUUUAUGCCGCUCUCUGUGUUGCGGAUGGAUUUGUGGGACUUAAUAAAAGAUGUUUUGCCUUUUU